AUGGAGCCCUCUCAGCGACCUGGCCGGAUUGGACACGGCCCAGAGGAGUAUGACCGCCAUGAAUACAACCACCGCAGUGGACACGACCGCAGUGGAUUCGAUCGCUAUGAAUACGAUCGCUAUGUAUACAACCGCAGUGGACCAGACCGCAGUGGAUACGACUCAGGCGGCUGGCGAAAGGUACAUUUGGUACUACUACUCCUACUGCUACUGAAGAGGAGAGGACUGCAAAACCACCACGCCCGGAAAUCCCUCGAGCCUCUUCUCCUUCUCGGCAUCUUGAUCAUUGCAUUGAUCCCCAACCCCGAGAGUCUCCGCCGAAAUCCUUCCAUCACGAAGGCCUUGCCCCGGAGAAGCGGCCGCACCAAGAAUUUGGCCAGCACUUGCCAAUCAACGCCCAAGCUCAUCAGCAAAAAGUCUCCUCGACCCUCUGCGCUCAAAGAACUCAAGAACACGGCCUCUUUACACGCCGAAGCCCGGCUAUCUGCCUGCCUGCUGAUGGACGUCUCCGCGGAACUCUACAGCGAAUCGUACUCCCAUGCCUUGCUUGCUCGCGCCUGGGAGGCCCCGCCAUACGGAUGGGGCUGCCCUGUGCCUCAGUGGUUGAAAUCUCCUGAAAUUUAUCCUCGCUUCAAAACGACAUUUGACGAGAAGCUGGGUUAUCUCGGCGUCGAAGCCGCGGGGCAGAUGUGGAACAUUACCAUACUACUCCUCCAAUCCUCCUCCGCCUUCCUCGCCGUCGCGCAAAAGGCCGCCCACGCCGCCGCGCAGAUCCAACAAGACGCCUUGAACUCUAAAGUCUGCCACAAUUCCUACGCGCGGACUUUUCUCUGGCCCACAGCAACCCCCACCGGUCCUGCUCCGCUCGAACUCCUUAAUACCCGCCUCUCCAUGUUCAAAUCUACCCUCGCAGUGUUCGUUGCUUCUCAGUCCUUAAUCCUCGCUCAGCUGCCAGUCAGCAUAGACAUCUUUCGCUACCGCUUCGACACCGCUUCGACACCUGGACGCAACAUGCGGCUGGACACGGCGCCGGCGACGAGCUCGGCCUCACCGAAACAGCCGGGUGUUGACGAUGACUGGACGGACGAGGACAUUGGGACGUACGACGAGGUCGAUGAGGACACGAACAACUCGGGAAGCAAUAGGCAACUGCCGGACACACUCCCUUAG
Molecule: messenger RNA, 1170 nt
Organism: Zymoseptoria tritici IPO323
Lineage: Eukaryota; Fungi; Ascomycota; Dothideomycetes; Mycosphaerellales; Mycosphaerellaceae
Exons: 4
Coding region: 1-1170 (389 amino acids)
Source: RefSeq, a predicted model, not a curated record